ACCAAUGCGCCGAUUAGAUCAAGAUUCUUGGGCGGAGCGUUGCACGUUUUAUGUCUAAGUAACCAUGUUUAUUUCUAAUUUAAAACCAGCCAAAGUUCAUAUUUUUGAAGAACUGUCUGCUGAAGUGUGAGUGAAAUUUGCCCAGACAUGGAUACUGUAUCAGACUCGAUGCUUGUGAGGGGACUGGUGUUCAUAGGUGGCUUCACAGUGCUGUAUUACAUGCUCAAAUGGUCCUGGAUUUGCUGGUGUGGAUUCAGAGUGUAUGUGCUGUCAAAGGUUUGGCAAACUGAUUUAAAGGCAUAUGGACAAUGGGCAGUUGUCACAGGGGCUACCUCAGGGAUUGGCAAAGCUUACGCAAAUGAGUUGGCCAGAAGAGGUCUGGACAUUGUACUGGUCAGCCGGUCAAAAGAUAAACUCCACAUUGUCGCCAAGGAGAUUGAGAGCCAACAUGGACGCCAGACUCAGAUCAUCCAGACAGACUUCACAGAGGGCCAUGACAUCUACCCUGCUAUAGCUGAGGCACUACGGGACCUGGACAUAGGCAUCCUGGUUAACAAUGUAGGCAUGAACUAUUCUGACAAGUUGGUACAUUUCCUGGACAUUCCCAACCCUGAGCAGAGAACCACCCAGGUGAUCAACUGUAACAUCCUCUCUGUCACCCAGAUGACCAGACUGGUUCUCCCACGCAUGGUUGCAAGAGGGAACGGUCUGAUCAUCAACAUGUCUUCAGAGGCAGGUGCUCAACCACAACCCAUGCUGUCUCUCUACUCCGCCACCAAGAUUUUUGUAACAUAUUUUUCCAGAUCUCUGAAUUCAGAGUACAAGUCACAGGGAAUAACAGUUCAGUGUGUGGCUCCCUUUAUGGUGUCCACUAACAUGACCCACAACUUGCCCCCCAACCUGUUGUUGAAGAGUGCCAGUGCUUUUGCCCGUGAAGCUCUGAACACAGUGGGUCACUCUAGCUACACCAGCGGCUGUGCCUCUCACGCUCUUCAAAACAUUGCUCUGUCCAUUUUCUUCCCUGAUUGGCUACGCCUUUCAUCCUACUGUGUGAAGCAGACAGAGAAAUUUGCACAGAGCAUGGAGAAGAAAAUUGAUGAAAUGACAGAACGUUCUGCGAGCAAAGAGGACUAAGGAGUGCAAAGGAGGUUGCUACUGAAACAUUUGUGGUGCUUUAAAGAGGUCAUAUUGGAAAUUGAUAUGAGAAGUUUUACUUCAUAUGUAGACAACUAAUUGAUCAAUGUUACUGUUUUUGCAUUGACUGCCAUUGAAAGGUAUUGGUAAUAGGAAAUAGAUUGUGUAAUGUUGAUGUGAUGUAAACAAGCUGACCCCAAAUCCAUCAUGAACUAUAUAGCCUGAGUGCAGCAGAGUAUGAUCUGUGGGAGACGCAACUCUCAAACAGGCUUCUAUAGUACAUAUAUUAGCUAUAUACUUAUUAGGGAUAUAGACUACAACAUUACAACUGAAUGCUUGAACAUAUGCAUGUUCUGGUUGAUUUGGACUUUUAACAUAGUACAAUUUUUGGUAUCAACCGUCACAUUUUUGUGAUCUCGAUUUUCUUAGAAAUAAAUAGAAAGACAGUUACUUUUGUUUAUUUUAUUGCCUUUUGCCAACCCAUUCACAAAUGGCUGUCAAAUUGUUGUUACUGAGUAACAUAUGUGUAAAGGAAACAGUAUGUUAUAAAAACACAUGUUUAAUGUAA
Oncorhynchus mykiss (rainbow trout) is the source of this 1702-nucleotide messenger RNA. It is a transcript of the gene hsd20b2, whose product is annotated as hydroxysteroid (20-beta) dehydrogenase 2. Gene Ontology annotation, cellular component: endoplasmic reticulum. NCBI's taxonomy places the organism in Eukaryota, Metazoa, Chordata, Actinopteri, Salmoniformes, Salmonidae. Gene Ontology annotation, molecular function: oxidoreductase activity. The record is from RefSeq and is a predicted model, not a curated record.